Molecule: messenger RNA, 1692 nt
Organism: Clonostachys byssicola
Lineage: Eukaryota; Fungi; Ascomycota; Sordariomycetes; Hypocreales; Bionectriaceae
Source: the annotation of a GenBank genome assembly
AUGAUCAAUGGAACGGCCCACAAAAAGGCAGGAUAUAGCAAAGUUUUGGGCUGUUGUCGUCUCGCGAAGGAGAGAGGCUUGAAAUGGAUAUGGAUAGACACCCUAUGUAUCGAUAAGACGAGUUCCUCAGAACUCUCCGAGGCCAUCAACUCCAUGUACAGGUGGUACGAGGGGUCUACAAUAUGUUUCGUCUAUCUUUGGGAUGUUUACGACAAGCCUGACCACGCAAGUCUUUCCCGGUGGCCGGUGAGAACGUCCGAUGUCCGUCGAAGUCGGUGGUUUACCAGAGGGUGGACUCUGCAGGAGCUGAUUGCGCCGAGGUAUAUCGAGUUCUACACGUUCGACUGGGUGGAGCUAGGCACGAAGAGGAGCCUGGAGAAACAGAUAUCUGAACGGACAGGCAUCCCGCAGCGGGUUCUCCGCGGAGGAACCCCGCUAGUACACAAUGUUGCUGAGCGGAUGUCCUGGGCGUCCAAGCGGGUGGCAACAAGGGAUGAGGAUAUGGCAUAUUGUCUGAUGGGACUUUUUGGUGUGCAUAUGCCGCUACUUUAUGGGGAAGGCAGCAAGGCUUUUCUCAGACUGCAAGAACAGAUCUUGAAGCAAGAAGACGACUACACGAUCUUUAUGUGGUUCCAGUCACAAGAUUCUACAACAUAUCGCCAUUCUCCGCUCCGGGGGGCUUGGUGCUCAUCCCCGGCAGAUUUUCCAAGAUUGAGCGAACCCGAUAAAGUUUCCAGCAAAGAAAUAUCAGUUACACCGCCAUCGCCACAGAGUGCCAUUAUAGAAAGGCUAUCCCGGAAAUUUCCUGAGCACAUUUUUGAAGCGAUCUGUAGUUUAGACUACUCAACGGUCUACCAAGUCCCGACUCACGAGAUUGAGCGAUGCUUUGGGGUUUACGAGCCUCCAAUUCUUGCCAGCCGUGGGAUACAAAUAAGCCUCCCGCUGAUGGAAAUAGAGGACAUUGGUACAGGUGAUAGCACGUUGAUACGGUAUGAAGAGUGUUCUGGAUCUCUCUGGCUAGCUUGGACUUGCUGUAAGAUCGACGAUCACCUCCUGUGCUUGGUUCUGGACUCCUCCAGGGCUCAUUGUCGGCUGGAUUCUAGGGCUGUUCCCCACUGCCUGGUCAGUGUUGACGAGUCACUCGAGAAGGAUUUCACAAUGAGCCGAUUCGAACUACGUCCCAGUGGCUCAAUUCAAUUGAGACAAGACCUUGAAUUUGCUCGGAAUCCUCAGUUCACGUCUUUCAAUGUCGAGUCGAAGACAGACCACAUAAGCAUUGAUAUUAGCCACCCAAUACCUGCGGCGGGAUUUCACGUGUUCCCUAAGAACGAGGACUUCAUUCUGGUUCUAGGGUGCAGUUAUUCUCUGGGCCGAGAGAAGACAUACUUCCUAAUAUCUUGCGGGGUGAGCGAUGGGCAGCAUUGGUGUAAGUUUGAUGAAGAAUCCACCAGCCGUCUUACGACAAUUCAUCAGCGAUAUGAUGACCUUCACAGCCAAUCAAAGGCAUACUUUUUGCAAUUCUCGGACCGCGCAGCCGUAGCGUCAACUUCUAAAAUCUAUGGCUUGAUAUUGACCGCGGCGAUGAGGAGAGCAUCAGCCCACACGUACCAACUUGACAUUGGCUCAUGCAAGGUGGGAGAGGAGACGGCCUGGGUGAAGUUGUGCUUGUCUGGGGAUUUAGUACAUGCCUGA